AUGUUCUGCUGCCGAAGGGAGUCCUUCAUCCUCCUCUUCCUCCUGAGUGUGAUGGUUGGGACGUCUCCAGCUGUCGGUCAAUCCAAUGAGUCCACUGAACCCAUGUGUUUUGACUGGGGGGAGUCCAGCAGGGGAUCUGUCUCCGUCCUGGAGGGGGAGGCAGGUUGGAUCUCUUGUCCUCUGUUUUCUCACCCGUCCGUCUACAACUACUCGUCCACCCAGAGCGCCGGACACAACCUGUUCUGGUACCGCCUCCUGGAGGGCCAGGACCUGGAGCAGCCGAUCGCCUACAGCUCACGCUUCAGCAGAGACAAAGACCGGCUGUGGCUGCAGCCCGCUGCCGCCAUCGACACGGGCCAGUACAUCUGCAUGCUGCGGAACAAGUCAUCCUGCAGUAAGAUCGCCAUACGUCUGGAGGUCCUGCGGCGGGACGAGGCGCUGCGCUCCUCCGACUGCCAGCCUCCAGUCGCCGUGGCAACCACUCAGCAGUUGAUCCCCCUGCAGGAGGGGACGACGCUGGACUGUCCAGACCUACAGGACGCUGCCAGCAUGUCCAACAGCACCCCAACCGUCACCUGGUACCACUCAAGACGACCGACCGAGUGUUCCACGAACCCGCUCUGGGACUCGACGUUUCAACAGCGAGGACCCAGCCUCCAGAUCCACAUCAUGCUGGACUUGUUUCAGGGUCUUUAUUUCUGUGUGGUCCAGUACCAGCGGAGAGGCCGGACCAUGAACUUCACUCGGAGCAUCAACGUCUCUGCCGUCUAUCCUACUGCCGUGUCCAAAGUCCCCAUCAUCCUCCACCCGACCAAAGACAAGGUCUUCACUGUCAGAACAAACUCAGAGGUCCGCCUGGUCUGCAGGGGUCUGCUACCUCUGGUCCUGCAGAACCCAUCACGGGAGAUUUGGUGGACGGUGGACGGGAAGACGGUGAGCGAAAUGUCCAACGACCGGUUCUCUCAGAAGAACAGCCUGGUGAAGUACGACUACGGAGACGUGACGGAGGAGAGCGUCCUGCUGAUCAGAGACUUUCAGUCUGAAGAUCUGAACCGGGAGCUGAACUGUUCUGUGAGGAACCAGCAGGGCUUCAUGACCCACAGAGCUCAGCUGGAGGAGGAAGAGUCCCUGCCCUCCGUGGAGCUGGGCUGUGGUCUCGGGAUCACCCUGGUCCUGAUGUUGCUUCUCUUCGUGGUCUAUCACGUCUUCUGGUUGGAGCUGCUGCUGCUGUACCGCUCCUGGUUCGGCUCUGACGAGCGGCACACAGAUGAUAAGGAGUACGACGUGUACAUCUCGUACGCCAGGAACAGCGAGGAGGAGCAGUUUGUUCUGUCCACGCUGCGCAGCGUGCUGGAGAACGAGCUCGGGUACUCCGUGUGCAUCUUCGACAGAGACAGCCUGCCUGGUGGGACCAUUACAGAUGAGACUCUGAGCUUCGUGGCUCGGAGCCGGCGCCUCCUGGUGGUCAUCAGUCCAGGCUACGCCUCGCAGGGCUCCCAGGCUCUGCUGGAGUUGAAGGCCGGUAUCGACGGCAUGGUGCUGGGCGGACACCUGCGGGUCAUCCUGAUCCAAUACAAACCGGUCCAGAGGCAGGUCUGGGUCAGGGAGUUAAGGAGGGCCCGGAUGGCUCUGGUGCUGGUCCAGUGGCAGGGGGACAAGUCCAAAGAGCUGACAUCCCGUUUUUGGAAGAGGCUAAGGUUGGAGCUACCUGUGAGGAAGGUCAGGAGCAGGGAGGAGGCAGCCCUGAUGAGGCUCCACAGUCAGAACAGCACAAACUCCCAAACCGGACUCAUCAGCAACACAAUGAAAGACCCGCUGAAGGUCUUCAACUCUGCUGUGUAG
Molecule: messenger RNA, 1842 nt
Organism: Nematolebias whitei (Rio pearlfish)
Lineage: Eukaryota; Metazoa; Chordata; Actinopteri; Cyprinodontiformes; Rivulidae
Product: interleukin-1 receptor accessory protein
Exons: 12
Coding region: 1-1842 (613 amino acids)
Biological process (GO): signal transduction
Source: RefSeq, a predicted model, not a curated record